This is a messenger RNA of Micromonas commoda, 1922 nucleotides long. Its product is annotated as mitochondrial protein translocase family. The record is from RefSeq and is a predicted model, not a curated record. Gene Ontology annotation, biological process: protein import into mitochondrial matrix. Bases 446 to 991 code for a protein of 181 amino acids. NCBI's taxonomy places the organism in Eukaryota, Viridiplantae, Chlorophyta, Mamiellophyceae, Mamiellales, Mamiellaceae. The transcript has a single exon. Gene Ontology annotation, cellular component: mitochondrial inner membrane; TIM23 mitochondrial import inner membrane translocase complex. Gene Ontology annotation, molecular function: transmembrane protein transporter activity.
AAAGUCUUUACGUUAAUAUAUUAAAAAUCGUUAUGCAUAAAAAAUUGUCUCACCAAGAUGAAAUUCAGAAUACCUUACGAAGGUAAUAAGCAAGGUUGACCUCUGGCGAUUUGUGGACAACCGGUUCUUCCUGACAAAGCUUUGUUGGACCGUAGUGCACGUGCGCGAUCUUUUGGGAGCAAAUCCAGCUGAUGUCAGGCAUAGACCACGGGUAAGUUCAGGGACGUCUUUGCUGAACACACGGAUGUCACAAAUAUCCUAUCCACGCUUCAGCUGACGACGUCGAGCCCGACUCGGCUGUCCCAAACAUUUAUGUCGCGCGAUAUUCCUUUACCGUCGCCCUCUCUAUCACCAAUUCCGAUCCGACUGAUAUCUUCUUUUCUGUCCGUAUAGGCGGGAACCCUGUCCCCAUCGAAUCUUCGAUGAUAUCGGCGGCGCCUUCGCUAUGGGAGCUGUCGGUGGCGGCGCAGUGAACCUUUUUAAGGGGAUCUACAACUCCCCAAGUGGGCGUCGUCUUCCGGCCGGAUUUGAUGCGAUCAGGCGCGAGGCGCCGAAGAUUGGUGGCAGCUUUGCGGUUUGGGGCGGUUUAUUUUCUGCAUUCGAUUGUACGCUAGUAGCACUUCGUCACAAGGAAGACCCUUGGAACCCAAUUUUAUCUGGCGCACUCACUGGUGGCGUUCUGCAAGUUCGCUAUGGCUUUUCUUCAGCCGCGAGGUCUGCGGCGUUUGGAGGCCUCCUUCUCGGCCUGAUUGAGGGGGUUAGCAUCAUGCUUAACAGGAUGACGGCUCCUCUGCCAGAACAGUCCGUUUCCCUGGACACCCUUUCAGAAACGUCGACAUCGGGAAGUAAAGUGGAAAACGUAUCAGAUAUCAAGUCGGGCGGCUCACAGCCUGCCUCCAUAGAUACUACCUCUAGGCCAGAAACUGGGGACACAUGGGGCAGUGCUUUCGGUGCCUUUCGUCAACAUAAAGAGAGGGCAAAUGCGAAAUGACGACGCCAGGUUCCGUAUUUUCACUUUUCCAGCACAAAGCUGUUAUGGCUUAACCACUAGGAAAAGGGUCGUGUGGCUAUCCAUUUACGCGCCCAAUCACUCUAAUGGAGACGUUGCUCUCGCUCACAAGUGACGUAAUUGAAGAGUAACUAUCAUUACCGAAGGCGUAGCCAUCAAAAGAAUCAAGGAAAAGCCCAGAUCAUCUUUCGGAGUUGCCUUUGAUAGUUGAUAGGAGGAUGACGCUGGAGGAGAUAGUGGUGGGGGAGGAGAGCUCGGCGGGCGAGGGGAUCCAGGACGUGCCAGGCACACCUCGCGUUUUUCGUCCCUCGAGUAGGCGGACUUAGCGUUCAAUCGGGUGCAGUUGAACCAAUCCGUAAUGUUUCCCAAAUAAUAAUCCAAAAUAGGUGACCCACCAAGCGAAACAUUCAGCGCCAACACCAGUUCAUUUUUGCACUCUUGCACCUGAGAGUCGUUGCAGAAGCUAAAGCACGGAUAUCUUGGGACCACCAGUGGCUGCAGGACAAAUUCACUGUUAGACUGAUCCAGCCCAUUUGAGCUCUGCUCGCUGGAUGGAUUCGGCAGAAAAGCCGCUUCUUGUUCUACUCUGACAGUAACAUUCACAUCCUGCAUGCAGCUGUGAUAGUUACUUGUGCAGAUGUAAUACAAGAGAGGAAAGAAACAAUCCCCAGGACUGUUAAGAUCAUACAAAUGCGGUUCCUUCCGAUCCGCGUCACGGAAUACUUGAUGGAUGAGAUAUGCCAAGUUGUCUGCAAACAAUGAGUGAUCUUCCGUUUGACCAAAAAAAGGUUCGGAGGUGUCCAUGCUGAGUCCGGGAGGCCAGCUUUCACGUUCAUAGAGAGGAUUUUCGCGGUCUAGCGCACAAUUCUUUAUCAGAAGUGAGGCAUUGCAAAUGCCCUGAGACAGCUCUGCG